CUCUAGGGCAACAGCGUUUAGAGGAAGAAGAGCAAAGAGAAGGAGAAUAGGGCAAACAAGGGAAGAAUGCCUUUCAUAUCGAAAAUAGAGAGGCAAUCAGAUUACGGUUCCUUCAACUCAAGUCACCCUAUUGUCAUUGACAAUGGCGCUUCCUAUUUCCGUAUUGGGUGGGCAGGUGAGAAUGAACCUCGCGUUAUCUUCCGGAAUAUUGUUCAGAGGCCUCGUCACAAAACCACUGGUGAAACAGUAACAGUUGUUGGUGAUCACAAUCCUGCGCUACUGAAGUACUUUGAUUGCACGCGUUCAGGACCUCGUUCAGCAUUUGAGAGCAAUGUUGUUUAUCAGUUUGAGAUAAUGGAAUAUAUCCUGGACUUUGGGUUUGAUCGAUUAGGUGCUGAUCAGUCACAGAUUGACCAUCCUAUCUUAAUUACUGAAUGUGCUUGCAAUCCAGUUCAAUCUCGUGGCAAAAUGGCUGAGCUUCUCUUUGAGUCAUAUGGAGUUCCUUCAGUAGCAUUCGGUGUAGAUGCUGCAUUCAGCUACAAAUACAACCAACAGCUUGGAAUUUGCAAUGAUACAGGCCUUGCAAUCACCUCAGGAUUUACCACAUCUCAUGUCAUCCCGUUUAUAAAUGGAGAACCUGUCUAUGAAGCGUGCUGUCGAACUAACGUUGGUGGCUACCAUGUCACUGAUUAUCUGAAGCAGCUUCUUUCACUCAAGUACCCUCAUCACAUAUCAAAGCUUACAUGGGAAAGGGUUGAAGAAUUGAAGAUGGAACACUGUUACAUAGCUGGAGACUAUGCUUCAGAGGUUCAACUAUUUCAGAGAGGGGAUAAAGAAGCUGAAGAUAAAACCAGAUGUUGGCAACUUCCUUGGACUCCAUCACCAGUCGAAGAACCUCCAUCAGAAGAAGAAAUUGCUAGAAAGGCAGCUUUGAAGGAGAAACAAAGUCAAAGAUUGCGUGAGAUGGCUGAAGCGAAAAGAUCCUCAAAAAUAAAUGAACUUGAAAAUGAAUUAAAAGGUUUGGAAUUCCUCUUAGAGGAGCUCAAGGACAUUGAGGAGGAUGAUGAAAUUGUGUCGUUCCUUGUGAGUAGAGGUUAUGCUGCUAAACGUGAAGUGGAAUCCGCUUUUGCAAAAGUUACUCAAUCACUUCGGAAGGCCAAGGGUGAGCAAGUUCCAAGUGAAGAGAAAGUGGAUAUUUCUGCAGCUGAGAAGUAUUAUCUCAUUGAUAUACCUGAUGAUGAACUUUCGGCGGAGCAGCUCAAGGAGAAGAGAAGACAAGUGUUCCUGAAAUCCACAACUGAAGCACGGCAACGAGCUAAACAAAGGCGUCUGGAGGAGGAGUUAGAAAAGGAGAAGGAAAAGAAACUUGAGGAACAAAAGCGCAUGGAAAACCCAGAAUGCUAUUUGGAGCAGUUGCGAGCCAAAUACAAAGAGCUCUCUGAAAAACUUGAGCAGCGAAAGCGAUUGAAGACAAAUGGUAACCAUGCAAAUGGCAAUAAUAAUGUUUCUGGAGGUGUUGGUCGCGGGGAGAGGUUGAAUGCUGCCCAAAGAGAGAGGAUGCGUCUGUUAACAACGGCAGCAUUUGAUCGAGGGAAAGGUGAAGAUACGUUUGGUCAAAGGGAUGAAGAUUGGCAACUCUACAAGCUAAUGAGUAGAGAUAAUGACGAUGAUGACGAUGAUAAGCCAGAUCAUGAUGAAACUGAGUUGGCUCGCAUCUCCUCUAGGCUUCGGGAGAUCGACCCUACAUUUUUUCCAGGAUCAGAAUCUGGAGCGUCUGCCUCAGAGGUGCCACGUUUCCGUCCUCUAACAAAGGAGGAUUUUCAAAUCAUACUUGGGGUUGAAAGAUUUAGAUGUCCUGAAGUUUUAUUCAAUCCCAACUUCAUUGGGAUAGACCAGUCGGGGUUGGACGAAAUGGUUGGAGUGUCAUUGAGAAGGUUGCCUAGUUGGGUACAAGGCUUGGAGGAUAAAAUGACAAGUUCAAUACUUGUGACUGGCGGGAGUUGUCUCUACCCAGGUAUGGGUGAGCGCUUGGAAGCAGGAAUUCGGAUGAUCAGGCCAUGUGGAACUCCUAUAAAGGUUGUCAGAGCAACAGAUCCAAUUAUGGAUGCAUGGCGUGGUGCUUCGGUGUAUGCUGCUGCUAUGCAAUUCCCACAGCAAACAUUCAGUAGAACGGAUUAUUAUGAUAAAGGUGAAGAUUGGCUUCGUAGAUACAAGUUCAAAUACACAAUCUAAUCGUUCAAGUUGGAACGGA
This is a messenger RNA of Solanum verrucosum, 2251 nucleotides long. RefSeq names its product actin-related protein 5. The record is from RefSeq and is a predicted model, not a curated record. The transcript is spliced from 12 exons. The coding region runs from base 67 to 2232 and encodes 721 amino acids. Lineage: Eukaryota; Viridiplantae; Streptophyta; Magnoliopsida; Solanales; Solanaceae. Gene Ontology annotation, cellular component: cytoplasm; Ino80 complex. Gene Ontology annotation, biological process: regulation of DNA-templated transcription.